Lolium perenne is the source of this 1977-nucleotide messenger RNA. RefSeq names its product protein MALE DISCOVERER 2. Gene Ontology annotation, biological process: protein phosphorylation. Lineage: Eukaryota; Viridiplantae; Streptophyta; Magnoliopsida; Poales; Poaceae. Gene Ontology annotation, molecular function: protein kinase activity; ATP binding. The record is from RefSeq and is a predicted model, not a curated record.
ACAAGAGAAAAAAAAGAUCAAAUAAAAGCUUCUUGUUGUGUUGUCGCCUUCGUGCCGCCUCCCUUUCCCUCUCGUCUCCACCACCUUCGGCUGCCACUUUCGCCGUCUCCACCGCCCUCCUCCCAACCAAACCACGGGCCAUCUCUCCUGUAGCAUCCCGCCUCCCGUGACCGGCGCCUCAACCCCCAUCCACCUGCCGGACCGGGUUUCCCCCUCUCCGGCGCACGCCGCUGGUCCUCUGCUAUUAUCUUCUCGGCUAACCGAUGGAGUGGCCGCCGCCCCACAGGCUUCUUCUUCUGUUCCUGGUUGCUGUUUCUUGGGCGCUCGGUGGCGCAGGGAUUGGAGGCUUUGGAGUUGGAGCUGAGGCCCUGAUCAGCAAUGGAGCUUCUUUUAGCCGUAGGAAUUAUAGAAGAUUGCUGCAGAUUGGUGGUGAAAACCAAGGUGCUCAGUUUCUAUUCUCACCUGGGCAAGCUCCCUCAUCAGGACCAGUGUCUGCUCCUUCACCCUCACCAUUCAUAUCCCUAUCAGAAGGCUCACCAUCACCAUUUUCACAACCCAUACGACAGCAACCCCCUUCACACCAUCAUCCACCGAUAGUCCGUCCACAUCCACUUACGGCUAGGCCGGCAACUCACGGAGCUGAGCAUGAUCAUUCGGCUCAGACUCCAUCGCGCUCCGCGCAUAAACAUUCCUUGACAACCUAUGGUUUAGUUGCGGCAGGGAUUUCUGCUUUCCUUAUCAUAUCAGCAGUUGGGGCUUUGUACUGCCGAGCUAAAAAGGUGGGGACUGUGAAACCUUGGGUGACAGGACUUAGCGGGCAAUUGCAAAAAGCUUUUGUAACAGGUGUGCCUGCACUAAAACGGUCAGAGCUGGAAUCAGCUAGCGAGGAUUUCAGCAAUAUAAUUGGUUCUACAUCUAGUUGCAUGAUGUACAAGGGAACUUUAUCAAGUGGAGUUGAAAUUGCAGUUGCGUCAAGUUUGAUAACAUCUGCAAAGGAUUGGUCCAAAGAAUGGGAAUCACAGUACAGGAAAAAGAUCACAAGUUUGUCCAAAGUAAACCACAGGAAUUUUAUGAACUUACUUGGCUACUGUGAGGAAGGGCAUCCUUUUACAAGAGCAAUGGUGUUUGAAUAUGCUCCGAAUGGAACACUUUUUGAGUAUCUACAUGUUAGAGAAUCUGAGAAGCUGGAUUGGGUGACGCGGCUCAGGAUAUCCAUGGGGAUUGCUUACUGUCUGGAGCACAUGCAUCAGCUGAAACCACCUGUUAUUCCGAGGAGUUUUGACUCAACGACCAUAUACCUUACUGAUGAUUUUGCCGCGAAGGUCUCGGAUCUUGAAUUUUCAAGCAACACGAGGGCACCCAGUUCGAGCCACGGUGUCUCCAAUUCCUCAUCGGAGCUGGAAGACGCCGUGCAUAAAUAUGGCAUGGUGUUGCUGGAAAUACUGACAGGAAGGGUCCCCUGCUCCGAGGAGGACGGGCGACUGGAACAGUGGGCGUCUCGCUACUUCGACGGCGGGAUGGGUCUUGCAGACCUGAUUGACCCGAGCAUCGGUUCCUUCUCCGAGGAGGCUGCACGUGCAUUGUGUGAGAUAGUGAGAUCCUGCAUCAAUCCAGACCCGAAGAGGAGGCCGACGAUGGCGGAGGUUGCAGCUCGGUUGAGGGAGAUCACGGCACUGGGGCCUGACGGAGCAACUCCGAAGGUGUCACCCCUGUGGUGGGCUGAGCUUGAGAUCAUGUCUUCCGAGAGCUAGCGCUGCCUGAGUGCGGAAUGGCAUACACGUAGUGUGCUGAGUGUGACAGGAAGUUCUUUAUUCUGUUAGUUGCUGCUGCUAAUCUUGUUUGUGGAGUUGGUAGUCGGGUAGAAGAUGUUUGAGAAUUUGUUUCCUGUGCAGGAUUGCACAGAGUAAGUGGUGUGCUCUGCUCUCUGUACAUGUAAAAGGAUGACUGUGCUAACUGAGUGGCAAAAGUUUCAGACUA